UUUCCUCUCCCUUCUUCCUCUCCCCCCUGCCGGCCAUGCGGCUCCCCUGAUCCGGCGGCUCCGCGAUGCUGCUGCUGCUGCUGCGGUUGCCGCCGCGGGCUCGUGGCGCGUGGGCUUCCCCGGGAGCCCGCGGGGGCCUCUCCCUCCUGCGUGGCGGGGGCUUCCGAAGCGCCCGGCUCGGGCCGGCCCCUCCGUUUGCAAGGCGCCAACUCUGGAGCCCGCCGUCCGGCCGGCGAGCUGAGGAGCCCUUCCCGCUGGACGGCUUCGUCAACCGGGACGUGGAGCUCUUCCGCCACGAGCGACCGCGCUUCUUCCGCAACGUGGGCCUCUUCUGCCUCAGCCAGCUCGCCUUCUGGCUCUACCUGGCGGACUUGGCCUUUACCACCCUGCGGGAAACGCCGCCGCCCGACCCGGAGAAAGCCGGCUCGGAGGAGCCCCCCUCCAGCCGGCCCUGGCUGGGCAACCUCUUCAACCUGACCGCGGGCUCCGCCAAGUGGCGCUACGGCUUCUCCGCCACCUGCCUGGCCGUCGGUACGCUGAUCUUUGUGGCAGGUUUCUUCUUCGCGCGACGGUCCGUUAGCCGGGUCCUCCUCCUCCGUGGCAGUCAGGAGGUGACUUUUACGACCUAUUACCUCUUUGGCUACACUUCAUCCUUCACAGUGCCCCUUCGCCACAUCAGCUGCAUGUCCCACCGUUCAGAAGUGGCUGCAAUCAUCCCAGUCAAGAUCAAAGGGAAACCUUUUUAUUUCUUGCUGGACAAACAGGGAUCGAUCACCAGCAACCCACUAUUUGACAUCACCGUGGGCGCCUAUCGGGAAUGGUGAGGUCAUUUUUCCAGGGGCCAUGAGGCCACGACCUGCCCAGAGGCUGCUGGAAGAGAGAAGAGGAAAAAUGCAGACAUGAAAAUCCAGAAUUGACAGCUCCUUCCCUGUGGAAACAUUUGAGUUAUAUCCUCACCCUUCUGCUCUUUAAAUUUAAAAAAGAAAGAAAGAAAAACCCUAAAAAUAGGACACUAAGAGGGCGAGAAGGAUGUUCUUUUACUCGAAUUGUACUCCAGCCUGCUUGUUAAAAAUAUAGAAAGCCUCUGGUUUCAAA
Pseudonaja textilis is the source of this 1095-nucleotide messenger RNA. It is a transcript of the gene TMEM223, whose product is annotated as transmembrane protein 223. The record is from RefSeq and is a predicted model, not a curated record. Gene Ontology annotation, biological process: nervous system development. Gene Ontology annotation, cellular component: mitochondrion. Lineage: Eukaryota; Metazoa; Chordata; Lepidosauria; Squamata; Elapidae.